AUGACCACGACGAAAACAGACAUGGUGAUUAGCAGGAGCCUGCCAAAAACGCUGACCAAGCCGGGCAAAGUGGCACGUGGCAAAUGCACGACCUCGCGCCGCUUUUUUUUGGACGUCGUGACGAUGGCACGAACAGUGCAGGGCCUCAGUGAGGAUGCAACGUCCCGUACGGGCAAUGUAUCGCAUAUCCUCAAUAAGCACAAGCGCCAGGAUGAAUUUCAAAAGUAUCGGAAAGAAAAGACGCGCAAGAAAUUGCAACGAAGGCUGCAAAUCGCCAAGGAAGAGCGCACGUCUGCGGGGGGGAAAUUGAAGCGUAAGGAGCGUCUUGCUACGAAUAAGACAAGGACAAUCGAGAAUACGCGCGAUUAUAAUCCUACGGUACUGAAUGCGCCGAAUACACAUGAAACGCCGUGCUGGAUGCAAGCUAAGGAGCCUGUAUUACCCAGUACGGAGAGGGAAGCGAGUGACGACGACGAAGGAGAAAAAGACGAAGGAGAAGAGGACGACGACGAAGAGGACGACGACGAAGAGAACGACGACGAAGAUGACGACGAAGAGGACGAUGACGACGGGCCCGAAGAAAUCCAGCUGGACGAAUCCAACGUGGCUGAGGCGUGGCCAGACUUGGUCGACCCCCAGCAAGCCAAGUACGAUCUAGACGAUGAUCUACACGCUGCACCCUCCAUCCUUAUUACCACUUCGAUGCCGUCGAACUCAACUUCGCCACAUCUUACCUCGGCAAACGCUCGAAGCCACCCAGCAGCGCAAGUGCGCGACUUUAUCAAAGAACUUCUCAAUGUCUUUCCCGGUGCCGAGUAUCGUCCGCGCGCCAAAGCUCAGGGUGCAGGGCUUGGCAAGAUUUGUAGCUGGGCACGCUCGCGGCGAUUCGAUGCCGUUGCCGUGAUUGGCGAGUCGCGCAAGAAGCCAUGUACACUUACCCUUGUCCAACUCCCGCUUGGCCCUACCGCCCUCUUCCGACUUACUUCGAUCGAUAUGGGCAAGGAUAUCUUUGGGCAUGCACGACCCACUCCGCACACUCCUGAGCUGAUCCUGAAUAAUUUUACCACCGCGCUAGGCCACCAAGUCGGCCAAAUGCUGCAGCAUCUUUUCCCAAAAAUUCCCCAGCUCGAAGGACGCCAGGUCGUUACUGCACAUAACCAACGUGACUAUGUCUUUUUCCGUCGCCAUCGCUACGAGUUCCGCACCAAAGACAAGGCAGCCCUGCAGGAAAUAGGCCCGCGAUUCACCCUGAAACUUGUUUCUAUGCGCGCUAACCUUCCCAAAGGCGCCGGUGCAUGGAAUGGCCGUUUUGUGGAGGAGCUCGAAGACAGUCCCGAAGUCGAGCCGCCCGCAGCAGCGUCGCAUGCCGCACCCGACGAAGGCUUGGAAUUUAAGUGGGAACCGAAAAUGGGUGCUUCACGACGCAACUUUUACCUGUAG
Malassezia vespertilionis is the source of this 1440-nucleotide messenger RNA. RefSeq names its product Ribosome production factor 1 (gene RPF1). The record is from RefSeq and is a predicted model, not a curated record. The coding region runs from base 1 to 1440 and encodes 479 amino acids. Gene Ontology annotation, cellular component: nucleolus; preribosome, large subunit precursor. Gene Ontology annotation, biological process: maturation of LSU-rRNA; maturation of 5.8S rRNA. Gene Ontology annotation, molecular function: rRNA primary transcript binding. Lineage: Eukaryota; Fungi; Basidiomycota; Malasseziomycetes; Malasseziales; Malasseziaceae. The transcript has 2 exons.